Molecule: messenger RNA, 2842 nt
Organism: Phyllopteryx taeniolatus (common seadragon)
Lineage: Eukaryota; Metazoa; Chordata; Actinopteri; Syngnathiformes; Syngnathidae
Gene: brms1la
Product: BRMS1 like transcriptional repressor a
Exons: 9
Coding region: 719-1519 (266 amino acids)
Biological process (GO): negative regulation of transcription by RNA polymerase II
Cellular component (GO): Sin3-type complex
Molecular function (GO): histone deacetylase binding
Source: RefSeq, a predicted model, not a curated record
UAAUAGUGCUGAAACAAAUCUCCAACGGUAUAUACGUUUGUGAGUCCUAAUUUGGUAUUGAAAUAUGCGUUAAACCUUCUUUACCAACAAGUCUUUGUUUUGUGUAGCUAAAAGUGCUCAAAUGCUAACAUCGCGAUAUGUUGCUGUGUUUAUCUUUUGCCAGCCACAUAUUUUCCGAGAUUUGGAAUACGUACAUAUAAAGUUAUACAAGUAAAGAGAUUUUACAAUUUAAAAAGAUUUAUGUUUACAGGGAUAUUUUGUAGUAAAAAAAAAAAACUAAAUCCAAAACAAAUCAAACAACAAGCAACUGAAUAAAACACAUAAUCAUUAUGUAUCAAUAGUAUUUAAUAUAUUACUUUAUUACUUGCAUUACUUUAGUGUAUCGUAUGGAGGAGUGAUACACGAAUAAAAUGAGCCCUAGUUUGUAAGAAUACGAUAAGGAUUAAGGAUGUUAUGUCGCAAAUUGGCCCAAAUUUUCUUGCCCAGAAAUUAGUGUAAAUCGUUGGGAAAUGUGUGACCAGAACCUUGACUCUUUGGAAGAAAAAUGCCUGGAUGUUUACUAUUAGUUGAGACGCAAAUGUGAUAUUUAAACAGGCCAUAUUCAGAUUGAUCACUGGCGUCUGCUCGAGCCAUCUCAUUUUACAGGUCAAAGUGAGAGCAAGCGCAUCUUCAGAUUGACUUCAAACUACGCAGAAAACAACAGAGUGAUUUUGCUGCCAUGCCGGUGCAUCGUGACCGUGAAAAGAAGGAGAGCACGGCAGAGGAGAUGGAGGUGGAGGAUCAGGAGCAAGAAGGAUUCAGUUCCGAGGAGGAGGAUUCUGAAACGUCCUCUGUCUCCGAAGAUGGAGACAGCUCUGAAAUGGAUGAGGAGGAUUGUGAGCGAAGAAGGAUGGAGUGUUUGGAUGAAAUGUCAAAUCUAGAGAAACAGUUCACCGAUCUCAAAGACCAGCUUUAUCGGGAACGUCUCACUCAGGUCAACAGCAAGCUGGCAGAAGUGGAGGCCGGCCAUGCGGCAGAAUAUUUAGAUCCUCUGGCCGUGCUGCUGGAGAACAUGCAGGUCCGCACCAAGGUGGCAGGCAUCUACAAGGAGUUGUGCUUGGAGUCUGUGAAGAAUAGGUACAAGUGUGAGAUCCAGGCAGCGUGCCAGCACUGGGAGAGUGAGAAACUGUUGUUGUUUGACACAGUUCAAAGUGAAUUGGAAGAGAAAAUAAGAAGACUUGAGGAAGACAGACACAGCAUAGAUAUAACAUCAGAGCUGUGGAAUGACGACCUUUCAGGAAGGAAGAAGAGAAGAGAUGCUUUAAGUCCGGAUAAGAAGAGGAGACGACCUUCAGUAGUGUCUGGCCCUUAUAUAGUCUACAUGCUUCCUGACUUGGACAUCCUGGAGGACUGGACGGCUAUCAGAAAGGGGGAAGGCGGAGUCCGACAGCUCCGCUUUCCCGUUCAGACCGGACAGAAGCCGACCCAUUCUCAACUGCUGAGACAUGGCAACACACCCACAUCAUGUGAAAACACGUAGCUCAACAUUUGAGUGGGACGCCGGCCGCUAAGAUUCCUCCUGCCUCCAACGGGAACACGCAAGACGCCCUUUAAAUCAAACAACAAGAUUAAACGUUUGAUACCAUUGCAACCCGAGCGACGGAUAGGGUUAAGAUCAAAUUUUACAUUUGAUUUGUUUCGAAGUGAAUCCUGACACUCAACUGCUUUUACUUGUGCUUAAAGAAAAAAAGAAUGCUUCACAUCUUUUUCUAUUUGGUAACAUUUAGAAAAGUCAAAUAGGUAUUUAUUUUCCUCACUGUAACUACUGCCAUCAUAAAUACGGACAUUCAUUGUUUUGGUAAGGUAAUGUGAGUCAUUCUUACUGGAAUUUCAGGUCAACCCAGCGGUGUGACAGCUUUUUUUCAUUUAUUUUAUUUUACAGAGCACAAACUCUUACACACAGUCUGAAAUGACCUCUUUGUGAAAAAUUGUUCCUCAUAGGAAGGCUUGUAACUAUUAUGCAGGGAAAUUGGCAUUUCAAUGUUUUAUUUUAUAUUGAUCAAAUUAAUUUAAUUGGAUUUAACAUUUUUUUUCGUUCAUCUUUUGUACAGUUUGGUGGUCAUUGCAAUUCUUAUUGCCUGUACCACUAUGUCACAUUCUUAAAUAGUUUCAUAUUUCCUUGUGAGUCUUGCGUGACUGUGUGAUUGUUGUCAAGGAUGUAUUGAACUGCACUUCAGUUACAUAUUUAGUUUUAAGUUAGUAGACAAACCUUUCAGAAGGUUUCCAAUUGAUGCCAUUUUAAUAGGAAGAAAAUUUCAGUUAAUCUAGACAAUUGACUUGGUUUGUGGGAUAUCUUGUUUGAGUCCUUGGUUUUUCUCAAAUAUCUUUUUGGACAAAAUACACUCAAAUCACUCCCUACAAACGCAAAACUGAUUUGGUCAAAAAGUUGGGGCAUUUUAAAAGGUAGAGACCAAAAACAGCAGAUGGUAUUGUACUUAUAUACCUCUGUUCUAUUGUCUGAAUUUAAUUUGUUAAAAUAUAAACAUGCCUCCAUUUUAACCAGUUGCUGCUAAUCUGCAAACAUAAGCAUGAGCAUUUGUUUUUUUCAUUCGAGCCUGCAGUGAGGAUGCUUCAUCACAUCCAUGAUGAACAAAAAACUGUUACGUGAAGGUAACUGAUUAAUUUGUAAUGGCUGAUGAACAAACUGCCAUUUAAUUGUAUUAAUUUUAUGAAUUGCUAUUUUUUUUAUGCUAAUCUAGUUGACAUUUGGGAUUUUUUUUCACACAGUAAAUGCAUAUAUGAAAGCAAAGGGUUAUUGAGGAUUUAAAUUAUUUUUUAAUAAAAUGAAUUUUAUAGAGUUCAA